Molecule: messenger RNA, 3507 nt
Organism: Limanda limanda (common dab)
Lineage: Eukaryota; Metazoa; Chordata; Actinopteri; Pleuronectiformes; Pleuronectidae
Gene: tnpo3
Product: transportin 3
Exons: 23
Coding region: 117-2888 (923 amino acids)
Biological process (GO): protein import into nucleus
Cellular component (GO): cytoplasm; nuclear membrane
Molecular function (GO): small GTPase binding
Source: RefSeq, a predicted model, not a curated record
UGCAUGCGGGAAGCCAGUGCGAGAUGGCGGUCGAUUCUCAGGCCGUGUAGGACUCUUUCAGAUCCGCCGUGUAGCUUUAAUUUCUGCCUUAUCUCAUCCCGCCUCUGAGCCGAGAUAUGGAGGGGGGGAAACCGAACCUGACCCUGGUUUACCAGGCGGUCCAAGCCCUGUACCACGACCCGGACCCGGCCGGCAAGGAGCGUGCCUCGGUGUGGCUCGGAGAGCUCCAAAGAUCGAUGUACGCCUGGGAGAUCUCAGACCAGCUGCUGCAGCUCAAACAGGACGUGGAGUCGUGUUAUUUUGCUGCUCAGACGAUGAAGAUGAAGAUCCAGACAUCCUUCUUCGAGCUUCCUCCUGAGACCCACAACGCACUUCGAGACUCGCUGCUGACCCACAUCCAGAACCUCAAAGAUCUGUCGCCCAUCAUUGUCACUCAGCUGGCUUUAGCGAUCGCAGAUCUCGCUCUUCAGAUGGCGUCUUGGAAAGGAUGCGUUCACACGCUCAUAGAAAAGUACAAUAAUGACAUCAGCUCGAUGCCCUUCCUGGUGGAGAUCCUCACUGUGCUUCCAGAAGAAGUUCACAGUCGAUCUCUACGAAUCGGAGCCAAUCGUAGGACAGAGAUCAUCGAGGAUCUGGCUUUUUACUCCAGCACUGUGGUCACCCUGCUGACGUCAUGUGUGGAGAAGACGGGCGACAAUGAGAAGAUGCUCAUCAAAGUGUUUCGUUGUCUCGGCAGCUGGUUCAACCUGGGAGUGCUCGACACUAACUUCAUGGCUAAUAACCAGUUGCUCAUGGUUCUCUUCCAAGUCCUGCAGAGGGAUGAAACCUCCACUAACCUCCAUGAGGCGGCGUCGGACUGUGUCUGCUCGGCUCUCUACGCCAUAGAAAAUGUGGACACCAACAUGGCGUUGGCUCUGCAGCUCUUCCAGGGCGUCCUGACCUUGGAGACGGCUUAUCACAUGGCUGUAGCCCGAGAAGACCUUGACAAAGUGCUGAACUACUGCAGGAUCUUCACCGAACUCUGUGAGACGUUUCUAGAGACGACUGUCAGGAGUCCAGGUCAGGGUAUGGGUGACCUGAGGACACUGGAGCUGCUGCUGAUCUGUGCAGGACACCCACAGUACGAGGUGGUGGAGAUUUCCUUUAACUUCUGGUACCGUCUGGGAGAACAUCUGUAUAAAAUUAAUGAUGCGGCGCUUCACACCAUCUUCAGACCGUACAUCCAGAGACUUCUGCACUGUUUGGCUCGACACUGUCAGCUGGAUCCAGACCACGAGGGAAUCCCGGAGGACACAGAUGAUUUUGGAGAGUUCAGGAUGAGAGUCUCUGACCUCGUUAAAGACGUAAUUUUUCUUGUCGGGUCCAUGGAGUGUUUUUCUCAGUUAUAUUCUACGUUAAAAGAGGGGAACCCCCCCUGGGAGGUGACGGAAGCUGUUCUUUUCAUCAUGGCUGCGAUUGCGAAAAGUGUCGAUCCAGAAAACAACCCUACGCUGUCGGAGGUGCUGCAGCAGGUGGUUUUACUUCCUGAAAGUGUCCACAUGGCGGUUCGAUACACAAGCAUAGAGCUGGUUGGAGAGAUGAGCGAGGUCGUAGACAGAAACCCAAGAUUCCUGGACCCCGUGUUGAGUUACCUUAUGAAAGGCCUCGGAGAGAAACCUCUGGCGUCAGCGGCGGCGAAGGCGAUCCACAACAUCUGUUCAGUGUGCAGAGAUCACAUGGCUCAACACUUCCAGGGUCUGCUCGACAUCGCUCGCUCCCUCGACUCAUUCGCCCUGUCCACAGAGGCAGCCGUAGGACUGCUCAAAGGUACCGCUCUGGUCCUGGCUCGUCUUCCUCUGGAGAAGAUUGCAGAGUGUCUCAGCGACCUUUGUGCAGUUCAAGUCAUCGCUCUGAAGAAGCUUUUAGCAGAAGAAUCUACAAACGGUAAAUCGGCUGAUCCCACUGUUUGGCUCGACAGACUGGCUGUUAUCUUCAGACACACAAACCCCAUAGUAGAGAAUGGACAGACUCACCCCUGUCAGAAAGUCAUCCAGGAGAUCUGGCCGGUGCUGUCGGACACUCUGAACACUCAUCAGGCUGAUAACAGAAUCGUGGAGCGAUGCUGUCGCUGUCUCAGGUUCGCUGUCAGAUGUGUUGGGAAAGGUUCCGCCUCCCUGCUACAGCCACUCGUCACUCAGAUGGUGAGUGUGUACCAGGUUUAUCCACACUCCUGCUUCCUGUACCUGGGCAGCAUCUUGGUGGAUGAGUACGGCAUGGAGGAGGGCUGCAGGCAGGGGCUGCUUGACAUGUUACAGGCUCUGUGUCUGCCGACCUUCCGGCUCCUGGAUCAGGCCAACGGUCUGAGGAAUCAUCCCGACACCGUGGACGACCUGUUCAGACUAGCCACCAGGUUUGUUCAGCGGAGUCCAGUCACGUUACUGAGCAGCAGCAUCAUCAUUAGCAUCAUCCAAUGUGCGAUUGCUGCCAGCUCAUUAGACCAUCGAGACGCCAACUGCAGCGUCAUGAAGUUUGUCCGAGAUCUGAUUCACACCGGAGUCGCCAACGACCACGAGGAGGACUUUGAGGUGCGGAAGCAGCUGAUUGGUCAGGCCAUGGAGCAACAUGGUCAGCAGCUAGUCACUCAGCUCAUGCAAUCGUGUUGUUUCUGUCUGCCGCCGUACACGCUUCCUGACGUGGCCGAGGUUCUGUGGGAGGUCAUGGCGUUUGACAGACCUACGCUCUGUCGCUGGUUAGAAAUCGCUCUGAAAGGUUUACCAAAGGAGACGUCAGGAGGCGCCGUGACAGUCACACACAAACAGCUGACUGACUUCCACAAACAGGUUACCAGUGCUGAGGAGUGUAAACACGUGUGUUGGGCCAUCAGAGAGUUCACCAGACUGUUCCGAUAGCUGCAACCUUCACACCUCACCAGGUUAAAUGUUUUGUUGACCAACGUUCAGAGGUGACGGCAAAAAUCUGCGACUGCAGACGAGGAUCCACAGAACGAGGAAGAGGAGGAAGAGCGACUGAGAGAACGUUAAGAGGUUACGUGUGAAACGGGAUGAAUUUCUCUGACAGACUGACAGAGUGAGGACUGACUGAACAGACCGAGUCCUCCCCCUGACCCCUGACCCCUGAACUCACCUGCAGCAGGUGAAAGAGGGCGGGGCCAGGACUGGGAGGAGUUCACUAAGUGAGCUGAUGCGGAUCACACCUGUUGGAUCUUGAUGAAUCGGAGGACGUGCCUGGUCAACAGUUUUUAAGAGAUUUAUUUUUGGGACUUUGGUCGUGAUGUUUUUUUGUCCGUGCCAUUGAAUGAGCCAAAAAAAUUCCCAUGAUGCUCUUGGCUGAGCGGCUGCCUGAGGGGGCGUGAUCUGGUGGAUUUGGCGUCACCUUUGACCUUUUUAACUUUGGUUGAAUUUUAGUUGUUUUUCCACAAAGUGAGAGAGACUGACACCAUGACAUCAUCGGUGAUGUAGCCUUGUUGUAAACAAUAAACAACUGAAACAACAAACAACGUUUUAUUAA